Molecule: messenger RNA, 2098 nt
Organism: Magnolia sinica
Lineage: Eukaryota; Viridiplantae; Streptophyta; Magnoliopsida; Magnoliales; Magnoliaceae
Product: acetolactate synthase small subunit 1, chloroplastic-like
Exons: 12
Coding region: 310-1863 (517 amino acids)
Biological process (GO): L-valine biosynthetic process
Cellular component (GO): cytosol
Molecular function (GO): acetolactate synthase regulator activity; acetolactate synthase activity
Source: RefSeq, a predicted model, not a curated record
AGGGUUUAUAGUGACAGAGACGAGAGUGGUAAUCUAUCUUCUUUGGUGGAGUUUUUUAUUUCCCUAACGCAGGAAGAAGCCGCCACUCUACCCCUCUUACGAAAUUUCAAAAAAACAUCCUUACGAAAUACACCUAUCCAAACGCCCAGAUUACCACUUACUUUACAGGCAUUAAAAAGACCCCAUUUACUAGUAAAUCAUUUACUACUUGGCCCAUUUACCAGCAUCCAAACGGCCCCUCAGGAAAACCCUUAUAACUUGCUCUCUCUCUCUCUCUCUCUCUCUCUCUCUCUCUCUCUCUCUCUCUCCAUGGAUGCUGCUGCUGCAAUUUCAGCUUAUUCUCUCCCAAUCAAUACCAUGAAAUCGAUUUCUCAAGCACCCUCCGAACUGGGUUUCAGGCAAGGAUUUUUCACCACCUCAGUUUGGUCGAGGACGAGCUUCGGCUCGAGGACGAAAUCUGUGGUUUUUGAGCCGAAGAGAUUAGUGGUUUCUGCCCAGAGAACUGACACUGCGGUUUCUAUAAGCGAGGCUGCUUCCUCUAGAGCGAAAAAUCAGGCGAGACGCCAUACAAUUUCAGUUUUUGUCGGAGAUGAAAGUGGCAUGAUAAAUAGGAUUGCUGGUGUAUUUGCUAGAAGGGGUUAUAAUAUUGAAUCUCUUGCUGUCGGUUUGAACAAGGACAAAGCUCUCUUCACCAUAGUUGUCUCUGGGACUGAAAGGGUUCUGCAGCAAGUUGUGGAGCAGCUUCAUAAGCUUGUGAAUGUCUUGAAGGUGGAAGAUCUCUCAAAGGAACCACAGGUAGAACGUGAGCUGAUGCUUAUAAAACUCAAUGUGGAUCCAACCAACCGUGCAGAGGUUAAGGGACUGGUGGAUAUUUCCAGAGCUAAAAUUCUAGACAUUUCAGAGCAUUCACUAACUAAUGCUUGGUUUUGUCUUCAGGUUAAAGGACUGGUGGAUAUUUUCAGAGCUAAAAUUGUAGACAUUUCAGAACAUUCACUAACUAUUGAGGUAACUGGGGAUCCUGGGAAGAUAGUUGCAGUCCAGAGAAAUCUAACCAAAUUUGGAAUUAAGGAAAUAGCCAGAACUGGAAAGAUUGCUUUGAGACGUGAAAAGAUGGGUGCGACGGCACCUUUUUGGAGGUUUUCUGCGGCUUCUUAUCCUGAUCUUGAAGGCAUAACGCCUGUAGAACCUGCUUUAGGGGCAGCAGAUACAGCAUUAUCUGGUGACUCAGAUCUAUCUACAGGGGGCGGUGAUGUGUAUCCUGUGGAAUCUAAUGGGGCCUUUUGGGCAAAUCAAGUGCUUGAUGCUCACUGGGGUGUCCUUGACGAUGAAGAUUCAAGUGGUCUCCGAUCGCACACAUUAUCUAUGCUUGUAACUGACUGCCCAGGAGUUCUCAAUAUAGUUACAGGCGUUUUCUCUCGUAGAGGCUAUAACAUUCAGAGUCUAGCUGUUGGUCCGGCAGAAAAGGAGGGAAUCUCUCGAAUUACAACAGUUGUUCCAGGGACUGAUGAAUCCAUCGGCAAGUUGGUCCAGCAACUUUAUAAGCUCAUUGAUAUUCAUGAGGUUCAGGAUAUCACCCAUUUGCCAUUUGCAGAGCGUGAACUGAUGCUGAUAAAAAUUGCCGUAAAUACUACUGCUCGAAGGGAUGUGCUUGACAUUGCCCACAUUUUUCGGGCCAGAGCUGUUGAUGUGUCAGAUCAUACAAUCACACUUGAGCUCACGGGUGAUUUGGACAAGAUGGUUGCACUGCAGAGACUCUUGGAGCCCUAUGGCAUCUGUGAGGUGGCACGGACUGGUCGGGUUGCGCUUGUUCGCGAGUCUGGAGUGGAUUCAAAGUACCUUCGCGGGUUCGCUCUUCCAUCGUAAUAUCAGAGACACAGGGCUGUCUUCUUUUGAUCUGGAGCAUUGUGAGUUUGCUAGAGUUAUGUAGGUUUUUGUGGAGAUGCAUUCUGUUUUUUUUGUUUUGUCUUGUUUUGUUUUUGUUUUUUAAUAAAUAUUUUCCAGAGGGUGAUGAAAACAAUUGCAGAAGCAAUUGAGAAAUCUCACAGAAGUUACCCAAUAAGUAAUUUUUAAACUUUAAGUUAAUAAGUUACCUUUUCAA